GCCCAGUCCAUCCCCAAUCCCCUUCUUCCCCAUGCGGCGCCAUGGCGGCAGGACUGCAGGGUCGCCGCGUGCGCCGGCGACGCCAAGCACGCAGCGUCGCCGUCGUGCCUUCGCGCGGUUCCACGGUGGUCGCCGACGCGAAGUCGGCGGAGGGCGGGAGGGGAGGCGCCUAGCCCGGUCGAGUACGAGCUGGAGCCUCGCCGCCGGCAACCUCGCAGACGGAGCGCGCCGCCGCGGAGCUCCGACAGUUCUUCGAAAUGCCGAUGAACUUCAGUGGAGAAGUAGAGCGCAACUUGAUCAUCGUCGAGGAAAUGGAUUAGAGCAAUCACAGAAGCCUGGGACAGUCUGAAAACGGACCAAAAGCGCGUCAUCAUUGUAGCCGAAAACCAAAAAGAGGACCGCGCAGCCCAAAGUAAGCUCUUUGCCAAUGAGGCCCAAAAAAGUGGGCUUUUGUCAUUGCUUUCAGAUAGAGUGGUAAACCUGGACGUUCGAUGACUUGAUGUUGAAUAUAGUCCCGUCUUUCCAGUUCGUACUCGCACGUCGUCUCACUGGAUGCACAAACACAUGAACAGAACACGCCACUAACCCGUGGCUUGUUUUAUUACCGUGGAUAUUGUGUGGACCGUGCGACGCGCUCAAGG
Molecule: messenger RNA, 641 nt
Organism: Triticum aestivum (bread wheat)
Lineage: Eukaryota; Viridiplantae; Streptophyta; Magnoliopsida; Poales; Poaceae
Exons: 3
Coding region: 32-349 (105 amino acids)
Source: RefSeq, a predicted model, not a curated record